AUGUCUCCCUCCCUUAGCAACUCCAGCGACAACGGCACCCGCAACCGCCAAACGGAUACCAGCAACCUGGCAGAUCACUCUGACCCACAUUCCAGAUCACCGGACGAUCUCGAAGAUGAAAACCCAAGCAAACGACCCCGACUCCCGCUAGGCAAGGAUGACUGCGAGAACGACGAGACCGAGCGACUGCGCGCGAAAUUCAUGGAGCUGCAUCCCACCAUGCACGGAGAAUCUUUCUCAUCAUUCCGAGAGGCUGCUAAAGACGUGCGGCUGGUAGGCACCUAUCUUGCCAAACUCGAGAAAUUUCGAAGCUUGUUGCCGGGUAUGAACCGUUCCUAUGUCGACCAAGUGUGGCAACAGUUUAUCCAAAGAAAGACGAAAUCUCAAUCCCUCGCCCAAGAUCUGCGUUUUCUUGGCAACACAUAUAUGAUAGAUAUGGCGGUUGAACUAGCUUUCUUGUGGAAUCACCCUCAGUAUCAUGGUAAGACUGAAAUCAGUAAAACCACGAUGCUUGAAGCUGUCGAGGCCAAAAACCAAGACGAGGCUUGCGCGAUUCUGGAAGCUCGUUCAAAAGAGGUUUCUUCACCGGGCAAGGAUGACUCCGAGGACAGCCAAACCAAGCAACUGCGCGAGAAAUUCAUAAAGCUGCAUCUCUUCCUGUACGAACGUGAAGCUGAGGAACAUUUCAUAUCGUUCCGAAAGGUCGCUGGAGACGAGUUGGUAAGCACAUAUCUUGCCCAACUCGAGGAAUUCUACCGCGAUGUGCGGAAUGACGGCCCUCUCCAAAUUCGACUUGCGUGGCCACAGUUUAUCCUUAGAGAGAAGGACUCUCAAGACCUAGCCAAAAAAAAUUCCUUUGAUGCCAAUAUGAUGGAUCGCGCAAUUAAGCUAGCUUUCUUGUGGCGUCACCCUCAGUAUGAUAGUGGGACCGAAAUCAGUACGAUGCGCCAAGCUGUCGAGGCCAAAACCAAUAAAGAGGCUCGCGCCAUUCUAGAAGCCCUUGCGGCCAAUUUUUUCAACAAACAGGAUAUGACUGCGGACGUGCGAGUGAGGUUGAAUCAGUGGAACGACUACACGGAGGUCGCAAGCUUAGGAGCACUUGACUGGGCAGAAAGAACCCAGCAAAGAUUCACUGAGGAUGUUCUUGCCGAAAUGAAGAAGUUUGACAAUUCCAUGGAAGAUCCUCUUGUCUGCGCGAUAAACGCAAUGAGUGACUCCACGGGGUUCGUAAAUAAAAACCCUUUGAAGGUGCUGCUUGUGUUGGAUGAAGCAAGGGCGUUACUUACAACCCCCGAGUCCACCCUAGGAUUAUCACUUUUCCACACCCUUCGCCGCACAAUAAUGAAGACACCUGAGAAAGCGGGAUUCUUCACCAUCUUGGUCAAUACUACAUUCAAUGUUGCUAACUUCAGCCGUGCAUCGAAAUUCGACCCGAGUGCGAGACAUGGCUUCGUCGGGCGAAAUCUGCUUUAUCCACCAUUGUAUGAAAUUGCUUCGUUGGACGCGAUGGUCCCGCCCGAACCGCCCAAGUCAUGGGAGGAAUUGGUAUCUCCGGGACGACUAUUCAAGUAUGGAAGCCCUGUCUUUGGGACCUACUUUUGUGAUGCCUCAGCCGAAGAAAAUGCAGUACAUACAAACAUUCAUCAUGUUAUUCUGGAAUUGGCGCAUUUCAAAUUGCUCGGUCGAAGCGAACCCACUUGGCCAAAAAGCUUGACGAAAGCACAAGCCUUCGCAUUUCUUGGUCCCACCAUCCAGCCACGGCUCAGUGCUGCCUAUGACCUCAACACAGAGCUUAUCGCCUCACACGCUGCCCACUGCGAUCACAUCAACCCAGAUUUUGGUCCAAUGUAUCAAAGCCCUCACUGCUGCUGUGCUCUAGGACUCAAUGCCGCGGGAAGCGCAGGAGAACUUGCCAGUCGUAUCAUCCUGUUGCGUGCAAUGCAAGUCGCUUUUGCCUCAAAAAAAAAACGUGAAGACGGUUUGCUGUAUGGACGUCCGGUUCGCUUGGUGACUUUUUUGAAAGCUCUAACUGGUGUCGAAGACAAAAACGAUUUGAAUCUCGGAUCAAUUCACCCCGGCCACAAGCAAGAUCUUUUGGACCACGGAAUGAUUUUUUGGAAUCAUUUCUCGCUCAUCAGGUAUUCUCCAACCUCUGCAGACCUCAUGAAGUUCAUGUAUCGAAGUAUGGCUGCGCAGUGCAAGCCGAACCAGCCUGGCUUGGACCAGAUCUUCACGAUAUACCUCAAACGAGAUUCUGAUGGAUCUGAUCUGAAGGAAAACAACAUUUCGUUCUGUGGAGUUCAAGCUAAAAACCGCCCGUCCGAAACCAACAUGGACGCGUUAAUACAAGACAGCAAUCAUAAGUACACAGAUUUUUCCGCGGGUGUUAAAAUCCAAGAGACGAAUCCCUAUCUGAUCCUAUUCAUGAACUUGAACACUACUGAAACCCGUAUAUCGACUCUACCUCCUCUUCGGACCAGAGUUACUCGCAAUUCGUCCAGCUCAACAGAUGAUCGACGUGCCUCUCUCGUAUUUCAUGGCUUAGAUAAAAUUGCCUGUCUUAACAAUAACAAGGAGCUGAUUUAUGCAUUGAAAGAAUUGAUCAACACUGAGCCGGAGGUCAUAAAGCUUAAAUCUAAGGAAAGCGGAAAACUAUUCAGCAAGAUGAUUAACCCAUGUCAAUAUCAAGAUUAG
Puccinia triticina is the source of this 2694-nucleotide messenger RNA. RefSeq lists its product as uncharacterized. Lineage: Eukaryota; Fungi; Basidiomycota; Pucciniomycetes; Pucciniales; Pucciniaceae. Bases 1 to 2694 code for a protein of 897 amino acids. The transcript is spliced from 6 exons. The record is from RefSeq and is a predicted model, not a curated record.